GUCCCUUGCCUCCCCCUCCUCAUCACCCUCCUCUCUCUCUCUCUCUCUAACCCCUCUCUCUCCCCAUCGCGCUGGCCGGUUCCACCGCGACCCCCGCCUCCUCUCCUGCCGCUGCCGCCGUCGGAGAAGCUCGCCUCCGCGCCCACAAGCCUCAGCUUCGGCGGGAUCCGGGACGAGGAGGGGUGGAUGAGACGAGGAAGGAGGAGGAGGAGAGAGUGGGGGCGUAUGGGGAGGAAUAUCCCUGCCGCCUCCUCCCUGCCUCCACAAGUCGAGGGGGAUGAGGCUGCUCGGGCUCAGCCUGUGGGAUGUCGACUGGACCGGCAGCGAUGGAGAAGAAGGGCCGGGCAGGUGCGUACAGGCGGGAGAAGCUGGGGGCGCUCGUCGGUUGGGGAGAUGGCGACCACCUGAGCUUCUCAGAUUGAUCUAGACAGGGCCACGACAGCAUAAUCAAGGGGUGGGGGCGGGCAACCCUCUGAAGCCACGCAUGUCUACAGAGUAGAAGAGGAAUUUUGAGAAUGAGAUUGAUAAAGAUGAACAAGGAAGUAACGGUCAAGGAAGAAGAGUUAGAUGCUGCCGAAGAUGUCGAUGAGCAGCCGCUUUGUCACAAGCAUGGCAGCCUGCUCAACUAUCUCCACUGCCUGCAUACAGCUGUUUCAGAACAGCGCCGAUCAACCCAGAGUUCGGUUGUAGAAGAACGAAAUGAAGCACACAUCAGGAAGUCAUGCUCUUUCCAACAACAACAACAAAAGCGCAUAUAAGAGAACUUGAGGAAGAAGUGAAACUCCUCAAGAACCUUUCACACCCCAAUAUUGUGAGGUACCUCGGGACUGUCCGUGAGGAAGACACACUGAAUAUCCUGCUGGAGUUUGUUCCUGGAGGGUCUAUCCAGUCGCUUCUUGAAAAACUCGGUUCAUUCCCGGAGGCAGUCAUUAGGAAGUAUACUAAGCAGAUUUUGCAAGGGUUGGAAUAUCUCCAUAGCAAUGCAAUAAUACGUAGAGACAUUAAGGGUGCAAACAUUCUUGUUGAUAACAAAGGCUGCAUUAAGCUUGCCGAUUUUGGGGCAUCUAAGUGUGGUGUUCUUCCUUCAAUAAAUUGGCAGAUGCUUGCUUCUGUUAAUUAAAGCUUCAGUCUUAGGAGAUCCUGUCAUGGAGAUGGUUGACAUUACGGACAAGUUCAUACUCAUGUUCAUUAAGCUGUAGCUCCCACAACCAGUUUUUCUGCUGCAAAGUUGGACAGAGGUUUGCAGUUACAAUCAAGUUCCGUACCAGCAUGCGGCAUCGGUGACAUGAUGCCGGAGCAAUGGCACUAUCGCGGAUUUUUGGUAUAUAUCUAUUUCCAUAGAAGAUGCAUGUAUGUUGCAGCGGCUCGAGUUGUUUAACGUUGUACCAGCAUGCGGCAUCGGUGACAUGAUGCUUGAGAACCUUGUUGUCUAACGCAAAUAUUUUCUUAUGUUCGGGUGACAAGCUUUAUGCUUUUGUGGCCAAUAUAGAUAAGAAAUUCCCAUUUAUA
Messenger RNA from Triticum dicoccoides, 1509 nucleotides. Its product is annotated as mitogen-activated protein kinase kinase kinase ANP1-like. The coding region runs from base 722 to 1120 and encodes 132 amino acids. The record is from RefSeq and is a predicted model, not a curated record. Gene Ontology annotation, molecular function: protein kinase activity; ATP binding. The transcript has 11 exons. NCBI's taxonomy places the organism in Eukaryota, Viridiplantae, Streptophyta, Magnoliopsida, Poales, Poaceae. Gene Ontology annotation, biological process: protein phosphorylation.